AUGUCUGGCAAUAUUGAGCAGGCUUCUGACAUCCGAAAACCGCCUCCGUUUGGGCGACAAUCAUCGGCUCCGUCGUAUAGCCAAUCCCAGGACAGCGCUCAUAGAUCCUCUUCAUUUGAGGUCCCACUUGUCGCACCAUACUACCCACCCGUGUUCUCCUUUUGUUCGGACUUCGAAUCAAGCCGCUCCGUGGCCCCAAUUCUUCACGCUGACGAUCCAUCGGGUAAACGCUCAGGGCGCGAGUCUCCCAACCCGGACGAUUAUUAUCGAUCGGAGGGGUUGGUAGUGUUGGCGCCCAAUGUGACAGUUGCGAACGACAACAUGGCAACGGGCGAUGCUGGUCUGGAUGCGCAAAUGUCUCCACUGCCACCAACCGUCGUAGAGUUGUCGCAACAGAGACGACCUGCUUUUCGAUCAAUCUCCGAUUCGCCAACAUUAGGAGGACCGCCCAUCCUUGUCCCUGCAACACGUUCCACUCCCAGGGCACGACAAUCUUCGUUCAAAGACCUCAUCAACAAAUUUAACAAUACUUCCGACGAAGUAAUUCCCCUUCCUACCGUAAUAUCAAAGACACCAUCGCAAUCAGUGACUUCUUUGGGAGUAACUGACGACAUCAAGCGCUCGAGAGAUUUGCCACGACCUCGGGCCCAACGAGAUUCCCUACCCUCGAUCACUGUCAACCAGUCUCAGGGGCAUGAGUGUGUCGAGUCGACACCAGAUUCGCCCAUCGAGCAGCAGCAAACCCCAGAGCCGCUGAAUGUCAUUCCUCCUUUGUUCCAACAAUCUCCAACCUCUUUUUCUCGGCGACCGUUGUUAUUGGAAUCGUUAGCCAUCGAUACACAGGUGAAAACCCUGGGUAUCCCAACGCACCUGAGACGUCGUGGCUCUGACGGGAGCAUACAAAGUCCGAACACGGCGACGUCGAUCGACCAGUUCAAUACACCACUCACUCCUACAGCCUGGUAUCUUGGGCAAGCAAACUCUCUCGAAGCGGUCCACGCCGGUGCGGGUCUCACUGCAAGUCAUCGUAGGACUCAAAGUGAACGAACCAAAAAUCCUUUGGGGCUAUCCCUUGCUGAGCCGUGGGACCCUCAGAUGGCGGUGUCCGCACCCUUGCAUAUGGGAAAGCCAAUUGACGAGUUUGAGACUCCCGGAAGUCCAAAUUCCAGAUCCCGCAUUCCUAUAUCCUCCCAUCGCCUCAGUGCUGCAUCCGGCUCAGAGGGCCUAUCACCCACCAACAACAAUCUCCCUUUCAGCGUUAGAUCCAGCAGCAUUCAUCUGCCUCCGAAGGGCUCUAGUCGCCUUCCUAAACCGUCUGUAAAAGAUAGUACAACUAUCUUGGCCAAGGAAGCCCCGUUAACGGCUCGCGGAACGGGCACCCGUCGUAAUCAAGCACCCGAUCGGCUUCUACAAGCCUACAUCACUACUACUCCUCCUAAAAAGUCUCCUCCCUUACGAAGUUCCCGACCGAGACAACCGGUCUCUAGUCCAGCAUCUUCACAAUCCAAAGCUAGUGACCGAGUCUCCCCAUUUCAAAAGACCAUUGAUCGUCUUGCCGAACCACGCUACCCCCGUCCUCGACAGCGCCGACUACCUGAGCUGGGCAGCGUGGAUUUCGAAACCCGGCGGCAAAAUAUUCAACAAGCUUUCAAUCGGACCGUCCAGGAGAAUGAGCGAAAAGAGGCAGCUGCAGAGAGUAGACGCCGGACCCAGGAACGAGAAGCAGCUCAGGCAGAGGCUCAAGCUAAAUCGCAAGUGGAUGAACAUAACACAUCCAGUACGCCGAUAACUAGUUCUCUACCCCCACAGGAAAGUAGAGAAAUGGCGAUUACGUUGAUUGAGCCAGCUGAGCUUGUGAAUGAAAACCAAACCGAGACCUUUCCGCUACACCUCGAUACGCCAAAAGCAACAAUGGAUUCUCCGACCUUGGGAUUGCCCGAUGCGAAUAAUCACGCGCCAACACUCACUAUUGAUCUGAAGUCACUCAAAGCUGACGAUACUCCGCCCUCACCUGUCUCCGAGGCGGCCUCCGAUGGUACUCAAGCCACAACGUUUGAUCCAGAGCCUCAAGCCGGGUCAAUUCACCGUAGAAACAGUGAAUCGCAUCGCACUCUUUUAAAUCAUAUUAUGCAGAUUCGUGACAACAGUUCAGGCAGUGAAUCAUGCGAUGAUGAUGAGCCGGAUUGCUCUAUGUCAGAGACUGAUGAUAAAGAAUCCAUUCAUAAUAUGACUCGCCGGUCGAGUUAUCUUCGCGAAUCAAACAACACGGGUACUGAGGAGCCUCAGCAAAGACAAUCACAAGACCCUGACCAUCGUUGGAGUUCAAGCUCUUGGUCGUCAUCUUUACACCACCAAGCAUCUACCUGUGAUGAACAAUGUGAUGACAGUAGUGAUGACAUCGUUCUCCAAAUGCCCAUGCCAGGGCAAGAGACCGAACCCGUUACAGAAUCUUGCUCCGCCAUCUCUACACGUCCUGAAUCAUUAGCGUAUAGUGACCCGGAUGCCCCGAUCCAAGACCUUGGUCUGAUGGGACCAGAGACUUUGGGUGCAUCACCACCUGUAUCCUUGAACAUGUUCUCCACACCCCCAAGUUUGGCACGACAGGGUCGUUGGGAUUCACGACGUAUCACUCAGUUAUACCUGGAGGAACUGACUCGAACGAGUGGUAGCAGGGUUUCACUUCCAGAAAACAUUCUGUCUCGAAGUGCUAAAAAAAUUGAUCAUGACGUUCGUGCUACAGCUCAGACCAAUAGCUUGACUGACGAACCCGUGAUUGUGCCAAGGUUUCAGGAACAACAACCUGUUGCAGACCGAGUUCCCCAUACUUCAAGCCUUAGCCAGCGUGAUGAUUGGGAACAUGCAUCUCCGUCCAUCAUGGACUGGAUGCAGGUCGCUGCGGAAGAUGAAGCUAUCACUCCUUCAACUGACAAGCUCAGUAAUAUGCACGAUGUGCCUACUCCGCGAGUUCGACGACCGGUGAGUCAAUUCAAUAGGAUAAGUAAACCAGAUUCAGGCCUCGGCUUGAACAUAAUCAAUUCCCGAGGAUCGACCGAGUCCUCGCAUCCUAUGAAAGAACUUCAGAUUGAACCAGUCAAGGUCGAUGUACAACCAUAUGAUCCUUAUCAGGUCGUUCCAAACCGCCUUCAAUCUUCCAAUGGUGUUUACAGUACUGGGGGUAGUGGGGAGUCGUCAUUCCGACCCUUGGACUCGACACAUUCAUUCCAGACCUAUCAAACUGCAGAUUCUUCUACCACAUCCUUUGCUCCAACUGAGUCUCCCAUGCGAAUGGAGUCGAGGAAAUCACCAUCGCCCGAGCAGCGACGCCUAAAGAAACGGCGCAAUGUCAUCAAGGAGCUUGUCGACACUGAGUAUACUUUCGGGCAUGAUAUGAAAGUUGUCGAUGAUAUCUACAAAGGUACAUCCGGAUCAUGUUUGGACCUCUCGGCCGAAGACGUGAAGAUCCUCUUUGCCAAUUCCGAUCAAGUUGUACAGUUUUCUCAGUCCUUUCAGGAUUCUCUCAAGAAGGCUUCGAAAAGUGUCUAUGUUAUGCCUCGGUCACAGCGAUGGAGUAGUAAGCGCAGCACCCGAGCCAGUCGCCCUACUUCUGCAGUUUCUCCUGAUGUGAGUAAAUCUGACCUGGAGAAGGACCGCGCCACUUUCGUCGGUGAGGCUUUCCUUGCCCACGUGGUUCAGAUGGAGAAGGUUUAUUCAGACUACCUGAAGAACCACGAGGCUGCCAACAAGAAACUUCAGAUCUUGCAAAGCAGUCCGAAGGUUGCCAUCUGGUUGAAGGAGUGUCGUGACUGGGCAUCAGAUCUUACGAGCGCCUGGGACCUGGACUCGUUGCUUGUCAAGCCAGUUCAGCGAAUUCUCAAAUACCCCCUCCUCCUAUCCCAGCUUUUAGAUGCAACACCCAAAGAUCACCCUGAUUAUGCCAAUAUUGCGGAGGCGUUGCAAGAAGUCACCAGCAUUUCUGUCCGAAUUAAUGAAAUGAAGAGGCGCGCUGAUCUUGUGGGUCAGGUGGUUGGCCGGAAACGCAAUCAGUCUGAUGUUCGUACGGGUCUUUCUAAGGCCUUUGGUCGUCGAACCGAAAAGCUUCGCCAACAAGUUGGUCUGUCCGAUAUGUUCGAGGACCAGAUUUAUAAUUCUUUAUCACAUAAGUUUGGUGACGGAUUCUUCCAACUGCAGGUUGUCAUGCGUGAUGUGGAAAUGUAUACCCGUGAGAUGCAAGGCGCUAUGGAUCAAUUCAACGAGUUCAUUUCCUCGAUUGAAGGUAUUAUUGACGUUUCCUCGUCCAACUACGCAGAUUUGGAGGGCAAGUGGCGCAAUUUCAGCAUAUCAUGCCAGGCAAUUACUUCGACUGCCUUGCCAGAACACCUUGAAGUUGUUCGAACAUCUGUGAUACAGCCAAUGGUCACGUUGCUCAAGCUUCACGACGGCCCCCAACGAGUGAUGAAAAAGCGCGAUAAACGUCUGUUAGAUUACGCGCGUUACAAAGCCGUCAUAGACCGUGGUGAUAGACCUGACAAGAAAACCCAGGAGCAAGGCGAACAGUUCAUCGCCUUGAACGAAACUCUCAAGGAUGAGUUGCCAAGGCUAUAUGCGCUGACAGCAAAACUCAUGGAGGCUGCUCUGAAAAACUUCGUUGAAAUCCAGACAACAUGGUGGAAUAUCCUGCAGAAGAAGUUGAGCGUUCAUAUUGAGGCUUUUCCAGACGAUAUAGAAAAAAUAAUUCGCGACUGGAAUAGUGACUACACUUUCUCCGACGCACAAGUGCUAUCCCUCGGGAUUUGCAAUGGUGCCCUCUUGGCAGAUACCGUCAACCUGGUUAAUUUCAAUACUCCGCCUGGUCGACCUUCUACGAUGAACAGUAGUAGUUCCAUCCACCGUCCGAACUCGAUGUCAGAUGAGUCUGCAAAGGUCUCGUAUGAGUCUGCCGGCAGCCAUUUCUAUUCUCCUCAACUGGAUGGCAGCAGUCAUUCAAUGCUCCGUCGCCGGGCAGAUUCCUCGGUUUCAGGGGGACCCGAGACCCCAGAUAUUGCGCGCAGUCAGCUCUUACAGCAGGUGACCAACCCUGCUUCCUAUCCCCAAGCUAUCAAGAGAGCCGACAGCGAGCCAUUCCCCAGCCUACCAGCACUGAGUCUUGAUACUCCUCUUUUGACUGAGAUUAUGAAUGCGAGAUCACCCAAUGAGAACAUCUCCCCACCAUCCCCUGGUGGUAGAUACACGGGCUUCUUUUCUUCUGCAAUGCCCAUGUCCGAUGAACCCUCCGAACCCGAACUAGAAGCCUCUCACGUCUUGGAUGCCCAAUCUUCGAAGGAACCCUCGAUACUGUUUCUUGCUGCAAGCAUCUAUGAGUUCAACAUUGAUCGUGCCCGUCGCGAGGCGGGAUACCCUUACCUGACAUAUGUUCCAGGUGAAAUUUUCGACAUCAUCGCCGAGAAAGGCGAGCUCUGGCUUGCCCGUAACCAAGAUGAUGACUCGAAACUCGUCGGUUGGAUAUGGAGCAAACACUUCGCCAAACUGUCGUCGUAG
This is a messenger RNA of Penicillium taxi, 5535 nucleotides long. RefSeq names its product putative Rho guanyl nucleotide exchange factor. Bases 1 to 5535 code for a protein of 1844 amino acids. The transcript is spliced from 2 exons. NCBI's taxonomy places the organism in Eukaryota, Fungi, Ascomycota, Eurotiomycetes, Eurotiales, Aspergillaceae. Gene Ontology annotation, molecular function: guanyl-nucleotide exchange factor activity; protein binding. Gene Ontology annotation, biological process: intracellular signal transduction. The record is from RefSeq and is a predicted model, not a curated record. Gene Ontology annotation, cellular component: cytoplasm.